This is a messenger RNA of Kickxella alabastrina, 2466 nucleotides long. RefSeq lists its product as uncharacterized. The record is from RefSeq and is a predicted model, not a curated record. Gene Ontology annotation, cellular component: plasma membrane; lipid droplet; endoplasmic reticulum. NCBI's taxonomy places the organism in Eukaryota, Fungi, Kickxellomycota, Kickxellomycetes, Kickxellales, Kickxellaceae. Gene Ontology annotation, molecular function: long-chain fatty acid-CoA ligase activity. Gene Ontology annotation, biological process: long-chain fatty acid metabolic process; long-chain fatty-acyl-CoA metabolic process. The coding region runs from base 358 to 2406 and encodes 682 amino acids. The transcript has a single exon.
AGAUGAAAAGCACUGGGCAGAUCAUGCGAGUUCGCACGCGUGGGGAAAGGUUUUUAAUGUUUCGUGAGGCAAGUUUGCGUUGCAAAUCCCGCUUAUCAAAACUGGGCAGUUACAGAAAAGUGACAAGCUUCGGUGACAAGCGUCGUUCCGAUUAUCCGUGCGGUCAUUCAGCAUCUGUGUAUUCCCCCCCUCCUCAUCUCACCUCUCCAAGCACAAUACCAAGGUUGUCAGAAAAAACAAAACCUUUUUAUUUUCCUCUUUUUGACGUAACACUAACUGAAUGUUUUAUUCCUUCAACUAAUCUUUCUUGUUUUUAUAUCAAUACCACUACUAUUUUUUAUAUAUUUCUUUUAUACAAUGCCUGAAUUGUACUCCAAGGAGGUUCCAGGCACUGGCAGCGCGACCGAAACACCGACCCACCGCUUCCACAGUACAGCCGACCACAUCGUCGACUGCGCUCCCCCGGACAUCAUAAGCAUCUACGGCGCCCUCCUGCACGGCCAAAAAGUGCGUCCGACCUUCAACAUCCUGGGCAAACGCGACGUCCUCGGCACAGUGUCCGAAAACAAGGAAGUGAAGCAAAAAGUCGACGGCAAGAUGGAGACCGUGACCAAGAGCUGGAGCUACUUCAAGAUGAGCGAAUACAAGUGGAUGAACUACAACGAAACCAUUGAUUUCACCAAGGACCUCGGCGCUGGGUUCCUCAAGCUUGGCAUGAAGAAGGGAUCGAGGGUAACUAUUUACGCGCCGACUUCGCGAGAAUGGCAGCUCUGCGCAAUGGGUGCGUUCUCGCAGUCUAUGCAGAUUGUCACCGCAUACGAUACCCUGGGAGAGAGCGGUUUGUUGCAUGCGAUGAACCAGGCCAAGGUCGAGACUCUUUUCCUCAAGGCUGACCAAAUCCCCAUACUGGCGCGCAUCAUGGACGAUGUCGAGACCGUGAAGAACAUUGUUUACUACCAGGACGUCUAUGGAAUGCCCAAGGGCUGCGAGGAGGCUAUUGAGAAGGUGCGCGCAAAAUUCGCGGUUCACACCAUGAACGAGAUCUGCGAGCUGGGCAAGGCCAAUCCGGUUGAGCUCAACAUUUCAGGCGGCGACGAAAUCGCCAUGGUCAUGUACACCAGCGGCAGCACAGGCAAGCCCAAGGGUGUUCUGAUCAGCCACCAGGGCGUCAUGUCCGUGGCUGGUGGAAUCCACGUGUUCAUCUCGCCCUUCAUCGAGUACGGCAAGGACCUGAUCCUCUCGUACCUGCCCCUCUCGCACGUUCUGUCCUUCUUCGUUGACGUCUACUGCAUGUUCUCGGGGAUUGGCAUUGGCUAUGGCACGCCGCGCACGCUGACCGACGAGAGCGUGCGCGAGUGCAAGGGGGACAUCAAGGAGCUGCGGCCCAUGGUCAUGAUGGGUGUCCCGCAGGUAUGGAACACGAUCCGUGCCGGCAUGCUGAAGCAGGUGGACAAGAGCGGAUGGCUUGUGCGCAAGCUCUUUUACAGCGCUGUUGAGCUGAAGAACACGCUUCGGCACUACAACAUGCCGCACAAUUUCAUGGACGGCAUUGUAUUCAAGAAGACCAAGGACGCGACAGGCGGCAGGCUCAAGUUUGUCAUUACCGGCGGAGCCCCCGUCAACAAGAAUGUCCAGCGCCUGAUGAACGCUGCUCUGUGCCCAAUGAUCCACGGGUACGGAAUGACGGAGGCCAGCGGCCUGCUAUCUGUGCAGAUCCCCAAUGACCCGACCUUCAACAACGUCGGCUCUCCGUGCCCGUCUGUUGAAAUGAAGCUUGUCGACGUGCCCGAGGCCAAGUAUUACGCCAAGAACGGCCAAGGCGAGAUCUGGGUGCGCGGCCCGUCGAUCUUCAAGGGAUACCUCGACAACGAGGAGCUCACAAAGGAGACACUGACCGAGGACGGAUGGCUCAAAACCGGAGAUAUCGGCGAGUGGACCGCUCAGGGCCAGCUCUCUAUCAUUGACCGCAAGAAGAAUCUCGUUAAGAUGGUCACCGGCGAGUACAUUGCGCUUGAGGCACUCGAGGCCACGUACAAGAACUCGCUUUUUAUCCACAACAUUUGCAUUUUCGCUGACUCGCGCAUGUCCCAGCCUUGUGCCAUUGUCAACAUCGAUGGCUCCCAGAUUGCCAACAUUGCAGAUGAGAAUGGCGUCAACUACAACAACCCGUCGGAUAUCGCCACCAACCCCGACUUUGUGCGCGCUAUUCUGGCCGACCUCCAGCGCGUGGCCAAGCGCAAUGGCCUGAGCAAGCAGGAGACCCUCAUGGCCGUCAUCAUCGACCCUGAGCUGUGGUCGCCCGAAAACGACAUGCUCACGCCGGCCAUGAAGCUUAAGCGCAACGACAUCCGCGAUCGCAGUGGUGAUGCCCUUCAGGCAAUGUACACUAGCAUGGGCCUCGACUAACUGUUUUUUAAAUUUAAUAUUAAUAGUAAAAUGAAUUGUAAACUUUGACUUUUAUUGUCU